Messenger RNA from Filobasidium floriforme, 1060 nucleotides. Its product is annotated as dehydrase and lipid transport-domain-containing protein. Gene Ontology annotation, cellular component: mitochondrion. The record is from RefSeq and is a predicted model, not a curated record. NCBI's taxonomy places the organism in Eukaryota, Fungi, Basidiomycota, Tremellomycetes, Filobasidiales, Filobasidiaceae. Bases 111 to 1019 code for a protein of 302 amino acids. Gene Ontology annotation, molecular function: ubiquinone binding. Gene Ontology annotation, biological process: ubiquinone biosynthetic process; cellular respiration. The transcript is spliced from 4 exons.
UUACGAAACAAAGUACAAGUAGCAAGUAGCUAGGCAUCUCCUUCUCCUCUCGCAGACCCAUCAAAGCAGCUGGGAUAUAAAAGCACAUCUACCGAGGAUUAGUUCCAACCAUGUCGUUACAGAACACUACUCGGACCGUCCUUCGACGGACAACUAGAUCGAUCCCUUCGAUCGCGCUCGUCCGACCGACCCUGCUAUCUUCCCGACAAACCCCAAACCGAUCGGAGCGAAUCGCUUCACCAUCUUCACGUUCAUCUUCGCUAUACGGCAGACGAAGUUUCUUCUCGUUGACGGACGUGGCGAAGCUCAUACCUGGAUCGUCUCCGGCUCAGGAGGAGGAGAAGCAGGUAUUCCAUGCGAGGAAGAUCUUGCCAUAUACGCAGAACCAGCUGUACUCGCUGGUCUCGGAUAUUCCCUCGUACUCGACCUUUAUUCCCUUCUGUACGACCUCCCAGAUCCUGUCUUCCAACUCGUCCCCCUCGGAUCCCUCUUACCAAUCCUCGAAUGCGUCCUUCCAGCCGUCAGAAGAGUCGCAGCAACAAGAUCUCAAGGCGAUGGUUCAGGCCGGUUUGGAAUUUGAUGUCAAGGCGGAGUUGGAGGUCGGGUUCGGGGCGUUCGUGGAGAAGUUUGUCAGUCGGGUGGAAGGGCGACCUGGCGAGAUGGUCAAGGCAACGGUCGAUGAUUCGCCUCUGUUUCACAAUCUCCAGACGACAUGGUCAUUCCAGCCCGCUUCUCCUUCAUCUCCUCACCCAACAACAACGGAUUUGACCUCGCCAUCCAACACCCCUGAGGGGACUAUGUCGCCGUCAACAUCGACCUCUAGCCCUUCUGUACCUCAUCCGACCAAGCCCGCAGACCACAACAACUCGCCGACCUUGCUCACCAUCGACCUGUCGUUCUCGUUCGCCAACCCGCUACAUAGGAUCGCUUCGCAGGCUUUCCUGCCCAAAGUUUCCGAUCUGAUGGUCGAAGCGUUCGAGAAGCGUUGCGUACAGGUGUACGGCAAGGGCAAAAACUGAGAACAUCCCGCGAAAAGAACGAGGAAUCAUCAAUCCAGCCU